AUGGAUUCGCAGCCAGUAUCGCCCGUCAAGUCAAAGAGUGACCUUACGGUCGCUGCCAUGGCCUUUGGCUUCACCAUCGGCUUUGGUUUUUUGACGACAUGGGAGGCCAUCAAACAGACUCGACGGAAUCGAAACCCUCUUCGAAGUUCCUACAUCUACAUGAUAUGGGGCGAGAUCGUCGCCAACAUAGGGAUGAUGGUCUCUGGUUGGCUUUGGAUUGAUCAAGUUGUUCCCUCAGACGUUCCGAUUUUGUUCCUCGUACUCUUCUUUUGGGUGUUCCAAGUCCAGCUGCUGAUGCAGAUCAUCGUCAACCGAAUCGCCAUCAUCGCCGAACAUAGGAAAACAAUUGCGAUCAUGAAAUGGACCACUGCUGGGAUCAUGACUUGUGUGAAUAUUGCUGUGUUUUGCAUUUUCAUCCCCGCCCAUCGAGACCCCCCUGUGAGCCAGCUAUUUGUCGACAUCAACAACUACUGGGAUCGCGCAUCCAAGUUCAUUAUCAUGGCUCUUGACGGUUUUUUGAACUGGUACUUUCUCCGCACCGUGGAGCAACGUCUUGUGAAGCAACAUAACUUGAAGAAGUAUAAACCUUUGGUUUCUUUUAACGCCCGACUGAUGGCUCUAUCUAUCGCCAUGGACGCCAUGCUCAUUGGCCUGAUGUGGCUAGAAAACAAAGCGGUCUUUAUCCAAUUCCAUCCUGUUACAUAUAUGGUCAAACUCAACAUCGAAAUGUCCAUGGCCAAGCUCAUCACGCGACUUGCCAGCAAUGGUGGUUCGGACGAAUUCUAUCCCGAGCACAAUUCCAGCUCAAACCCUACUGGAGGAUAUAACGGGAACCAGAGUCACGCCGAGCGACAGAGCACAUGGAAUCAAGGCAACUCAGUGGCGUUGGCGCAGAUAUCAAAAAUCGUGGCUGGUAACUCGGACGAGGAUCUGCCUCGAAAUGGUGGUGGAAUUGGAAUCCAUAGGCGAACUGAGAUUGAGGUCAAGGUGGAACAAGAUACAAAGGCGGGUUACACAUCCAAGAACGGUCACCAUUCUGACGACGAGUUCCCAUUGACCUCGGACACUGGACAUCCAAAGGAUGUACCGAUCGUACUGGUCAAACGAGCGGACUCCUCGACGAGCAGAGAAUCUUGA
Molecule: messenger RNA, 1137 nt
Organism: Clonostachys rhizophaga
Lineage: Eukaryota; Fungi; Ascomycota; Sordariomycetes; Hypocreales; Bionectriaceae
Source: the annotation of a GenBank genome assembly